CCUCCCCCUUCCCCGCGGCUGCUUCCCUCGCCAAGGCAGCGCCAGUGUCGCCUGAGCCGCGCCUUGCUUCGGACGCUCCCUCGCCUCGCUCCUUCUCCGGGUGCGGAUUUGGGAAGAGGCAUCGCCGCGGGCUGGACCAGGAUGGGCGUCCGCGUGGAGACCAUCGCCCCCGGGGACGGGAGGACCUUUCCCAAGCGAGGCCAGACCUGCGUCGUCCACUACACGGGGAUGCUAGAAGACGGGAAAAAGUUUGAUUCCUCCCGGGACAGGAACAAGCCGUUCAAGUUUGUGAUGGGCAAGCAGGAGGUCAUUCGUGGCUGGGAAGAAGGUGUUGCCCAGAUGAGCGUUGGCCAGCGAGCCAAAAUGAUAAUCUCGCCAGACUAUGCCUACGGUCUUACUGGCCACCCAGGAAUCAUCCCGCCCAACGCCACUCUAAUUUUUGAUGUGGAGCUUCUAAAAUUGGAAUGACAAGAGGCAUCUGUCCUCCCAUUUCCCUGCUCUGGGGUUUGGCACAUGGAGAAAUCCAGAAAUCUUUGCUUCAAGACGAAUGCACAUGAAUUUGUAUGGAGCUUUCCCAGCUAUCCACUACACACUUGGUGUAACCAUCCACCCUAAUUUGAAUGUUUUUUGGGUCACUUGGCUCUGCUUCUGAUUCUCUUCCCUUGUUUUUCCUCUGAUUUUUUUGACAUUUUUUAAAAAAGCUACAUGCUGUAAACAUCAGCUUUUUCAUUUUUGGUCAAGGUCUUUAAUCUUAUUUUUUUUUGGAGUAUUUUGGUGUAGAAUUGAGUUGUGUAUGAUUGAGCUUUACUAGUAAGUAUACUGAUUGGUUCACAUUAUAUAGGAAUAAUUGCUUGAAGAAGGCAAACACUCUUUUUUGGUCCUUCUGUUUUGGAAAUAUCUAUUGUAUUAAAAUCAGUUUGCUGCUGCAAAGCCAUACAAAGCAGUUUCAGGAGCCGAGGAGGGCUGAGUCAUCUGGAAGGCCACGUAGUCAUAGGAGUUGAUAUGGUCCUCUGCCUGAAAUUUGGGGCCACAAAGGACUCCCCCCCCCCCAUGCCCUCCUCACUACCAUCCUUGGGGAAUGGGCAGUUUUCACAGUGACUUAGCACUAGUCUGGUUAUUCUGGGGUCUUUUCUUGACUCCCACUCCCCAGCCAUCAACCUCUUCCCGCCCCACCCCCUCGACAAUAUUGUGGUGUAUGGCGUUUUCUACUGGAUUUUCAGGAAAUUUUUAACUUUUAGCAGUCUGAAUUCCACAAUUAGCUAAAUUCAAGAACUUUUGAAGGUGCUGUUUUACCAUGGGGGUGAAGGGAUGGAUCCACGCCACCUCCCCAGCCAUCAGUGUGGAAAUUACUAGAGUUCUUUACAGAGAUCUGAUGCUGGUCAUCGCAGCUUGCAACAGCCUCUUGUACAAUGCACCGACCCCUCCCCCCCCGCUUCUCCUGGUGUCAUGCAGACCUGCCCCCCCUUUUCCCUGCGUAGUGAGUUUUCGUAAGAGAAUUGCCGCUGCCACGCCCUCAACCACCAUCACCACGUAAACAUAGAGUUUUAUUAUUGCAAUAAAAAUGCUUUAUGCUGGCUUUUCUCAA
Sceloporus undulatus (fence lizard) is the source of this 1585-nucleotide messenger RNA. It is a transcript of the gene FKBP1A, whose product is annotated as FKBP prolyl isomerase 1A. Lineage: Eukaryota; Metazoa; Chordata; Lepidosauria; Squamata; Phrynosomatidae. The coding region runs from base 142 to 468 and encodes 108 amino acids. The record is from RefSeq and is a predicted model, not a curated record. Gene Ontology annotation, molecular function: peptidyl-prolyl cis-trans isomerase activity. The transcript is spliced from 5 exons.